AUGGGGAGUGGUGACAGCGACAUCCGAGACGAUUUUCCCCCAAAAUCGCGGAUUUUCGUCAACGCGGAACCCGCGGGGCGCCUUGGGCUUGUUCCGUACCGGGGCCACGCCCCCAAACAACAUGAGACCACGCCUUUCAGACCAUAUAUGCACACGAACCACGCCCUCUUCCGCAUCCGAUUAAUCGACCACGCCCCUUGGCGCUGCAAGCCACGCCUCCACUCCGCACGCAGACCGCGUCCCACGUCCACAUUAGUAUUCGAACCACGCCCACAUGGCCAUAUAAGUACACAGACCACGCCCCCAAACACCCCCGGUAACAGACCCCGCCCCUUUCCCCGCGCCUCCGGGCCGGCAGGCGGCGCUGUGGCGCGGCGCCCCCUCAGCCCCGUGAGGCGGCGCCGGGCCGGGCCUGGGGAGCUCCGAGCGGCCGCGCUCCGCCGGCCCCUGCCCGCCCCUCCGCUCCUCUCCCCGCGGCCCCGCUCCUCCCCGCUCCCCCGAGCAGCCGCCGGUGCCCGGGAUGAGCCGCCCGCGCCGGCCGCAGGGCCGGGCUCGCCGAGCGGAGCCUCGCGGGAUGGGAUCGCUCCAGAUUUCCUGGAUAAUUUAUGA
Molecule: messenger RNA, 609 nt
Organism: Pyrgilauda ruficollis (rufous-necked snowfinch)
Lineage: Eukaryota; Metazoa; Chordata; Aves; Passeriformes; Passeridae
Product: programmed cell death protein 7-like
Exons: 4
Coding region: 1-609 (202 amino acids)
Source: RefSeq, a predicted model, not a curated record